CAUUAGUGUAAUUUUUAAGGUGUUUUUAUUAAGCUCAAUAACUUCGUAGGAGAAAGAUGGGCAACGAAACGUUGGUGGAAAACUGGAACAGUAUUAUUCCACACAAAAUCAAAGUUUCUGAGUUGGAACAUCCGACGGAGUCGUUCGUGUUCAGGUGUUUGCUCAGCUUCUUUCGGAUGAUGAAGUACGACAUGCAGGAGUUUGAGAGUAUGUACAACGAGUCCAAGGAUUCCACGUUCCAGAAGCGAACCCAGCUGGUGGCCCACAUCAACCACUUCUACCAGCUGUGCGUCGGUUCCAAGCAGCACACGUUCUUCUACGUGGACCUCAUCAAACCUUCCCCCAAGAAGACGAUCCACGUGCUGAACCACCUGCUAAACUACUUGUUCUACGUAAACAUGGUCCGAGACGACACGAUCGAACGCGCCACGGCUUGCACCGCCAAAUAUCAGGAACUAUCCGUUCGUAUGAACCAGAAGCAGCGGGAGAUCGAGGACCGCAAGAUUAAGAUGAGUAAUAUCGAGCAAAACAUCAACAAAAUGGCCGACCAGGUGCCCCAGCUGGAGCGCAAGAACGAGAAGCUGCGCGAACAGAAGAAGGAACUACAGGAGAAGCUGGCGGCGAUCCGGGCUGCGGACGCCGAGUUCGUGGAGAAGGCAAUCAAGCUGAAGGCGGACUUUGCGACGAUGCGGGAUCAGCGCGUCGAAGACGAUGAGGCGGCCGCGUUAAUUCAGAAGAACGAGGAGCUGGAGCUGGAAAUUGCCGAGUGCGAGCGGCAGGAGAAGAACCUGCAGCAGACAAACUCGGAGUACGCGACGUUCAUCAGCAAGAUCAAGCCGUGCAUCUUGGAGGCGGAGCGGAUUCUGCAGAAUCCGUUGGAUAAUACGUUGAAAUCCCUCAAGAACGAGCUCGACACGCUGCAGCUCAACUGCCACCGGCUCGAGGUGGACCACGCCAACAAAAAGACCGUCCUGGAAGCGCUCCAGAAGAACUGCGAAGCGAUCCGGAAGUACGUGGACGAAAAGAGCAAGGAGCUGGCCGCGUGCCAGAAGCAAAAGCGCAAAACCGAACGGCAAACCGUCAGCGAUCUCAGCGAGAAGCAGCUGCAGCUGGACGACCUGACCGAGCAGAACGAACUCUACACCGGCCAGAUUGCGGCGCUGCGGGACGAGAUUCGCCUCAUUCUCCAGAUGGCGGACUAUGCGAUGCGAUUCCUGAUGCGCGACGGCAUCGCCACCAAAACGGGGGCGGGACGAAAGUUCAAGUGAGACAAUUUCAAACACAAAUACAAUCCAUGUUCAAACAGA
Molecule: messenger RNA, 1307 nt
Organism: Culex quinquefasciatus (southern house mosquito)
Lineage: Eukaryota; Metazoa; Arthropoda; Insecta; Diptera; Culicidae
Product: myosin-13
Exons: 5
Coding region: 57-1268 (403 amino acids)
Cellular component (GO): kinetochore; Ndc80 complex
Source: RefSeq, a predicted model, not a curated record